Messenger RNA from Oncorhynchus gorbuscha (pink salmon), 2513 nucleotides. RefSeq names its product mitochondrial sodium/calcium exchanger protein-like. Lineage: Eukaryota; Metazoa; Chordata; Actinopteri; Salmoniformes; Salmonidae. Gene Ontology annotation, biological process: intracellular calcium ion homeostasis; calcium export from the mitochondrion. The transcript is spliced from 15 exons. The record is from RefSeq and is a predicted model, not a curated record. Gene Ontology annotation, cellular component: membrane. The coding region runs from base 353 to 2170 and encodes 605 amino acids. Gene Ontology annotation, molecular function: calcium:sodium antiporter activity.
CCGCGAGUCAGACGUUUUGGUACAUAUUGUUCACGGACGUUUCUGAAAACUAGAACUGAUAUAAUGUCAACAACUAGAAAAAAACGAGCUUUCCGCGCUUAUUUGUAGCGAGUAGCCUACAACAUAAAGAGUUGGCUGUCACAAAGGGUUGGUCAAGCAAGCUCUGUUAUGAAUUAUUGCUGAUCAGGGUGCCUUCAAUCUGUCAUUGCAACAUUUAGUUUACAGCAACAAGGAACACUUUCAAUUCUCCAGUAUUCUAUUCUCAGGUCUAAUCCAAACCACCAAACCGACCUCCCACCAGUCUGAUGUGGCAAGGAAUCGGAAUGCAUGUAUUUCCUGGACGGAGUAAAAUAUGACAUCUCGGGUUGUAUUUAUAUCCGUGUUGCUGCUGUUGUGGUGUCACUGUCGCCAUGUUUUGGGCUCCGGUGAUUCUGGGACCGGGAUAGUUCCGUCUCCAGACCGAUCAGCCGACGGUGCUGAUCUGCUCUCUAUGGGGACCAUGGUGGACACACACUCCGCGAUGUUACGUCAGGGAAACACAGAUGAGUGUGACAUUGUGAUGAACCUGAGUGCUGCUGAUCGAUGUGCGUUUGUGAAGGCCACUCCAGACUGCAGUAUGGAAGACAGCUUCAUCAACUACCUCAAGAUGGCCUUCUGUCUACUACCACCCAACCUAACACCCCUCACUAUCACACUCUGCAUUAUCUGGUUGUUAAUCUUGUUCAUAGUUCUCGGACUGACGGCGUCAAAGUUCUUCUGUCCCAACCUCUCAGCCAUCUCCUCCAGCCUUCGACUCACACACAACGUGGCUGGUGUGACGUUCCUGGCGCUAGGAAACGGAGCUCCAGAUGUCUUCAGUGCCACUGUGGCCUUCUCCCGUCCACACACCGCUGGCCUGGCUAUAGGAGCACUGUUUGGAGCGGGUAUCUUUGUAACCACGGUGGUCGCCGGGUCUGUGUCAUUGGUCAAACCCUUCACUGUAGCGUCCCGCCCCUUCCUGCGGGAUGUCAUCUUCUACAUGGCUGCAGUCUUCUGGACCUUCAUCAUCCUCUACAGAGGAACUAUAUCACUGGGAGAGACACUAGGGUACCUUGGGCUGUAUGUGGUGUAUGUGGUAACAGUCAUUGUGAGUGCCUACAUCUAUAGUCAUCAGAAACACUCAGCAACUAGAAGUUCCAUCCAGAGCUCAACACACGCACCAGCUGACACACACGUACCAGAGCUCCAGACGUCUGAGUCAGACCAGGCUCCUCUUUUAUCUAAUGGCAGCAUCCAGGAGGGCUAUGACAGUGAGUACCGUCCCCUGCUCCCCUACUGUGAGUCGACCAGUUCCAUCCUGCUGAAUUCUCUAAACCCUGUGGACAACAGGACCUGGAGGAGGAAGACCUGGCGCUGGAGGACUGUGAAAAUACUGAAGAUGCCACUGGAGUUGCUGCUGCUGCUGACUGUUCCAGUGGUGGAUCCUGACAAAGAAGACAGGAACUGGAGAAGACCAUUAAACUGCCUCCACCUGAUCACUGCGCCGCUGGUUUGUGUGCUCACCUUCAGCUCCGGAGAGUACGGUUUGUAUCUGAUCGAGGGUCAGUUUCCUGUCUGGGCGUUGACUUUGCUCUUUGGCCUCUUCCUCUCCGCCAUAGUCUUCCUCACCACUUCUAAUGACCAGCCACCGGCAUACCACUUAGUGUUCUCUCUGUUGGGCUUUGUGGUGAGUGCGAUGUGGAUCAGUGCUGCAGCCUCGGAGGUGGUCAGUAUCCUGCACAUGCUCGGUGUGGUCCUUAGUCUUUCCAACAAUUUACUGGGUCUCACACUGCUGGCCUGGGGAAAUAGCAUUGGGGAUUGUUUUUCUGACAUCACCAUCGCCCGCCAGGGCUACCCACGGAUGGCAUUAUCAGCCUGCUUUGGGGGAAUCAUCUUUAACAUGCUGAUUGGAGUGGGCAUUGGCUGUCUGAUACAGAUGUUUAACAACGAGCCAGUGGUGACGUUGGAACCAGAGGGUUUGUUGACCUGGGUUCUAGCAGGUUCUCUGGGUCUCUCUCUGGUCUUCUCCUUCAUCCUAGUUCCUCUGCGUUGUUUCCACCUGGGCCGGGCCUAUGGAAUCUUCCUCCUGCUCUUCUAUGCAGUCUUCCUCCUGAUUGCGCUGCUCACAGAGUUCGGCUUUAUCCACACCUGAAGCCUGUACGAGAUGGUUUGGACCAGUCUGAUAGAGCCACCUGUGAACACUGACCAGACGGGUUUGAGACCUGAGAGACUUUCCUCUUCCUGGGAGAGAUGGAGUCACAGCCAAUCACACUGUGCCUUAACGGAGUUGGAACCAAUCAGACUGUGAUUUAACUUUUGUCUGUUUACACUGACUAUAUUUUUUAUAUUUAGAUCGCCAUUAGCUGUUAAAUAAGGACCAGCUUCUCUUACUGGGGUCCACACAAAACAAUUACACACAUAUACAGAAAUAACAGUAACACACAGUUUUAAAGUAACCCAUGUACUGACAAGGAGUAAAAAAAAUGAAAAAAAGA